GUCUUUGUUGUUACUUGUUAUGUUCGUCAGUUUUAUUUACACGGUUACGCUAUAAACAUAUGGCGCGCGUUAGUGUCAAAAGUGCGUCCUUAUUCAACUUAUAGUAUUGUGCGUGAUUUGAAUGUGAUAAAUGAUAACAGUGCUGUUUCACGAAUGAUAAUAAAAUAAUUACAAAUGGUUAAAAAGAUUAUUGUUGUCGGAAUACGUCAUUACGAGGACCCUUUCUAUAAGUCGUUCGACGACAAAUAUAGACAUGUGACGGGUGCGAACGGGCCGCCAGCGGGAUGCGGCCACCAGAGGAACCGAUCCCUGGAUUCUGUCCUCCAAAGGAUACCAGAGGACAUGACGCCGACGUCGCCGGAGGGUGCGCCGCUCCGCAUACCGGGCGAUGUGCCCGCCCCACGGCUCGCCCUCCCGCCAGAAGUUCCCGCCGGCUCUGACGACUCCGGGAUACACACGCCACCAGACAGUCACGAUGAAGAAAGACCUACACCCGCCGCAGCAAGGUCGCGUGAGAGCCUCGAUUCUGGCAAUCCAGAAGACACAGAUAAACCCCCGGAUCCACCGGAUAUAGCCACCACACAGUGCGUCCCAUAUACGACAACUAAAACAAUUACUGCAACGGACACUGCAAACCACAAAGACUUUCUCUUGAGAUUGUUCGAAAGUAAACUCUUUGAUAUGAGUAUGGCGAUCUCAUACCUCUUCAAUUCAAAAGAGCCAGGUGUACAAACGUACCUGGCCAACAAACUGUUCUCAUUCCCACAUGAAGACGUCGAUUUUUACCUUCCGCAAUUAGCGACGAUGUAUAUAGAGAUGGGUGACGUUGCUGAAGUUUUACGGCCAUAUUUAGUGCAUAGGUGUAAACAAAGUGCUGACUUUUCGUUGCGACUCGCGUGGCUACUGACGGCUUUCGGCGGAGACGCCAAAAGGUCUAGAGCGACGAAGUUGAGGGAUUCAAUACUCGCUGAAGAGAUAAGGCCUGCGGCGAGAAGAGGGCACCAUAGAGCGCAUUCUGAUGCCUCCGCGUUGAGGCUCGCAACUCCAUCGGGAAGACAUUUAGGGGACCUGGCUUCUGGAAGAGCAUUCGAUAGCGGAUGUCUGUGCGGUGAACAGUGCUCGUGCGGUGCGCCAAGGCUAGCUCCACAAACACAGUUCUUAACAGCGCUCACGAACAUCGGACGCCGGCUAGCCAGCGUGUCCGACAAGGAGAGACGCAACGGGCGGCUGCGAGCCGAGUUGGUGACCCUCGACCUGAACUUGCCCGCGAGGGUCUGGCUCCCGCUGCACAAGAAGCCUCACUAUGUGCUCAGGAUACCCCCGCAUGCGGCUGCGGUGCUCAACAGCAAGGAUAAGGCGCCCUACAUUAUCUACGUGGAAGUGCUCGAAACGGAAGGCCACGAGCCGCUCCCCCCUCGCCUGUUACCCCCCGCGCCUCCCGCCCCGCACUCACCCCCCAUUCGCCAUACAAAAAGUGAAGAGAACCUAGUACCAGAAUGGCCAAGUCUCUCAAUGUAUUCGGCUAUGGAUGAUGUGGAUAAUAGCGACUGUUGGAGCCAUGAUGAUGAAGACGCCUGCUUCCAAGCGUGCCCGCCCAGGGCGUGCCCGGCUCCGGAUUGCGUGUCGCAGCUGUCGGUACAAUCCGUGCAGUCCGUACAGUCGGUGCAGUCGGCGUCGUCGUGCGGGUCGCGCGAGUCGCUGGCGGUGGGCGCGGGCGAGGUGCGGCGGCGGCUGGUGGACGCGACCGCCGCGCCGCCCGCCAACGCGUUCCGACACGACCCGCACGACCCGUCCGCGGUCGCGCUCAAGGAAUCGUGGGAGACCAAGUUAUCACGCAUGCGCGCAACAUCCCCAUACGGCUGCCUAGCCGGAUGGCGAUUACUCGGCUGCAUAGUGAAAGUCGGAGAUGAUCUUCGCCAAGAGAUGCUGGCUGCGCAGUUACUACGGCGACUGCAAGCCGUGUGGGAGCUGGAACGCGUGCCGUUAGCGCUGAGACCGUACGAGAUUAUAUGCCUGGAUAAGGAGUCCGGGCUUAUACAACCGGUGCUGAACUCAGUGUCGCUACAUCAAAUCAAGAAGCAAUCGGGCAAGUCGCUCCGUGCUUGGCUGGAGCUGGAGCACGGGCCGGCGACGAGCGAGGGCUUCCUGCGCGCGCAGCGCAACUUCGUGCACUCGGCCGCCGCCUACGCGCUCACCAGCUACCUGCUGCAGCUGAAGGACAGGCAUAAUGGCAACAUUUUAUUAGACAGCGCGGGACACAUCAUCCACAUCGAUUUUGGAUUUAUAUUUUCGAUAUCACCGAAGAACUUGGGAUUCGAGAGUUCACCAUUUAAGUUAACAAACGAAUUCGUCGAAGUGAUGGACGGCGAGAAUUCAGACAUGUUCGCGUACUUCAAGAUACUCAUACUGCGCGGUCUGAUCGCCGCGCGCAAACACUGCGACCAGAUACUGCAUCUCGUCGAUACUAUGCGAAUGGGUGGUCAACUGGCGUGUCUCCGAAGCAGUAGUUCCGUAUCUUCAUUCCGAGCUCGUUUCCACAUCGGUCGUACGGAACCCCAACUGCGUCAGCUCGUGGAUAGACUCGUCAGUGACGCUCUACAUUCGCUCUCCACCCGACUCUACGAUAACUACCAGUACUAUACUAAUGGUAUACUGUAGCGAUUGCCCGCUCUACAUAGAGACAUAUUAUAGCAACCAUGAUUGACAUAUGAAAAAUGUUCUCUAGCCGCGUUCGCCCGCUCUAUAGUGCCACAAACUUAUCUGACCCGGUGACAGUGUCACUGAUGUCGCUUUCUUUUUAUUUAAACAAAAUAUUCCGUAUGAAAAGUCUGUGAAAAUGUGACAUUUCAAAAUGGUGGCACGUAGUUCCAGUUUUUGUCACCGGGUCAGAUAAGUUUGUGGCACUAUACAUAGAUAUUUGUUACUACCAAUGACAGUAAUAUAACAAAGGAAUUGUGUUAUCGCGCCAGCCAGCUCUACAUAAAAACUCUGUCUACUGCUCUAAAUAGAGUCACGUUUUAAUAGUCGCUUCUAGUACAUCUUCUAUCUUAACAUACGAGAUACUAUAAAGCGACUAUUAACACUGUGGCUAUAACAGCACGCAUAAGCGGUGUUAAUUCUGGGUCUAGAAAUAAAACACUUAAAGGUACAUAGUGACAGUACAUUAUUGAAAAGAAUAUGAAAUGAGGGUAGAAACCCUCAUUACUUUCUCAGGUUAAAAACAAUAACUUUCUGAACAUACAUAUUGAAACAAAGUUUUCACAGAAAGGAAUUCAUACCAAUUACAAAUGAAGGUUUUUUGGUUAUAUACAAAUCAAGCAAUAGAAGAAGAUUUAGACACAUCACUGAAGUGAAAAUAUCACGAACUUUUUACCAAGACUAAAAUGUAUAAUUUGGUAAAAUGCAACAAAAAUCUCGAAAUCAAUAUUAUUCGAAAUAACAUCAAUACGAUUUAUCGUGUAAUAAUACUUAUGUAUUAUCCGUAAUAUUAAAGGAAUAUCUUUAUCCAUCGAUUGUGCGAUUACAUUUGAUAUAAUAUCCAAAUGAAUUAUGACAUGGCAUAAAAUUACAUACUUGAACUCACCACAACGUCAUAUGAUCUGAAAUUAUAUUCAAAACAUAACAUUUUAUAUUUUCAUCGUCACACUGUCUUUAUAUAAAGACGCAGUAGUUUCGAGAAAAAUAGUUUUUUUGCGCAUUAAAUGUUCAACCGAGAAGUUUUUUUUAAUAUUUGUGCCAUACACACACGUCAUGUAUACAUUAAAUAUAUGAACCAAUCAAUAUCAUAGUAUUGUUCUGUUGAACAUUUGUUUGACCCGUCCAUUGUAGUUUUCUGUAGAAUGUGUUUAGUACAUCAAAAGUUCGUUCACACUUCGUCGUGACGGCAAUUCGUUUAUUUAUUUUAUUCCAUCGUAUUUUAUAAAUGUUUCAUUAUGAUAAACAUUAUAUGUUUUGUCUCAUUUACUUACGCAUAAGUAAAGAUGCCAAAAUAAUGAUUAUUUUGAGCAUCGGUAAUGUAAGAUCUUGGUUGGCUAUGUUUUAGUUUGGUUCACUUGAGAUUUUUUUUCAAAAGAUUACAAUGUGAAAGCGUAUCGAUGUGAAAUACUAUAUUUUCCUGAAUUGGGUAUUAUUUUAGAAAUUUCAGCCAUAAAAAAAUUAUUUCAAAAUAUUUCCCCUCGCUACGUUUUCUCUAUCCAUCAAAGACAACGCCUUAUCAUCAAAAAAUAAAUUUAAUCUAAUAAUAAUACUAAAUAAUAAUCAAAGCCUUAGUAUAAUAUGUUUGGUUUAGUAGCGCCUACUGGUUCCCUUGUAAAUGAACAUGCAGAUGUAAGUCAGGAAAUGUAAAUAUAUAAAAAUAAUUUUCGCAAAGAGAAGACUGAUUGUUUCAGGCGUGAAAUGGUUUAGAUUUAGGUUUAUUAUCCGAAUAAGUUUUAAUGUAAAUUGUCUGUGUGGAUCUGUGGAAGCUAGGCGUGUAAACGAUUUAGUUAGACUUGGAAAUUAUUGUAAUUUGUAUAGUUAUGAUUUAGACAAUGUUAGAUAGACAUGUCCAAGACACCA
This is a messenger RNA of Colias croceus (clouded yellow), 4557 nucleotides long. It is a transcript of the gene fwd, whose product is annotated as phosphatidylinositol 4-kinase beta. The coding region runs from base 175 to 2658 and encodes 827 amino acids. NCBI's taxonomy places the organism in Eukaryota, Metazoa, Arthropoda, Insecta, Lepidoptera, Pieridae. The record is from RefSeq and is a predicted model, not a curated record. Gene Ontology annotation, cellular component: membrane; cytoplasm. Gene Ontology annotation, molecular function: 1-phosphatidylinositol 4-kinase activity. Gene Ontology annotation, biological process: phosphatidylinositol-mediated signaling; phosphatidylinositol phosphate biosynthetic process. The transcript is spliced from 10 exons.